This is a messenger RNA of Hippocampus zosterae (dwarf seahorse), 718 nucleotides long. RefSeq names its product DELTA-sagatoxin-Srs1a-like. The transcript is spliced from 3 exons. The coding region runs from base 114 to 641 and encodes 175 amino acids. NCBI's taxonomy places the organism in Eukaryota, Metazoa, Chordata, Actinopteri, Syngnathiformes, Syngnathidae. Gene Ontology annotation, cellular component: pore complex. Gene Ontology annotation, biological process: pore complex assembly; monoatomic cation transport; cytolysis in another organism. The record is from RefSeq and is a predicted model, not a curated record. Gene Ontology annotation, molecular function: channel activity.
GCGGCCCCGCCGGCGGCGGAGAAGGCAGCGGCGACGCCGAGCAUUCGCUCGGCAGUUCCCAAGCCAGCAAGCGCCCGUGCCGUCCUUCCAGGAGUCCCGAUUACCGCCCAUCCAUGGAGUCCGCCGAGGCUUUGGCGGCCAAUCAGAAGAGCCGCAGGAACGUCACCAUCGAGAUCAGCAAUCUGACCGCCGGCUUCGUCCUUAAGCGCCCCAGGGUGCACCUGGAGAGCGGCGACUGCCACAGCCCCCCUCAGCCCACCGUGCGCUCCAUGCGCACCGAAGUGUGCAACUUCAACAAGACGGACGCCGCCGCCUCGGGCGCGGUGGGGGUGCUCACCUAUGAAAUCCACGAGCGCGGGGCGGCCGUCGCCAAGCUGGCCAUCAUGUUCUCCGUGCCGUACGACUUCACCUUCUUCAAGAGCUGGAUGGGUGUGGGCAUCUUCCCCACCAACCGCGAAACCGACGGCAAGCUCUACAAGGAGAUGUAUGAAAACAAGGAGCAGAAGGGCUUCGCGCGCCAGCUGGCCAACGGCAACGGCCUGACCUUCGAGAGCGGCAAGAUGGACGUCAAAGUCACCAUGUCGCCUUUGGGCAAGUCCAUCAUGAAGCUGGAGCUGUGGGACUUGCACUUCCACCCCUGAGGGCCAAGGCCGCAAACGCACGCAGAGGCCCCGUGGCCACCGGGUCAAUUAAAAAAAAAAAGUUGCUCUUUUGUCUU